Molecule: messenger RNA, 2687 nt
Organism: Acipenser ruthenus (sterlet)
Lineage: Eukaryota; Metazoa; Chordata; Actinopteri; Acipenseriformes; Acipenseridae
Gene: dr1
Product: down-regulator of transcription 1
Exons: 3
Coding region: 588-1118 (176 amino acids)
Biological process (GO): chromatin remodeling; negative regulation of transcription by RNA polymerase II; RNA polymerase II preinitiation complex assembly
Cellular component (GO): negative cofactor 2 complex
Molecular function (GO): core promoter sequence-specific DNA binding; TBP-class protein binding; general transcription initiation factor activity
Source: RefSeq, a predicted model, not a curated record
GUUGUCUCGCGUAUUGUUUCUCAGCCUGGCGCUAUGUGGCAGCACUGUUCUACCGGAAACGGAAUUUAAUACCGAGCAUUGCAAUGUGGGAUAGUUUCCGGAGAAGACGAGAGAGCUGCCGACCGUGUGGAUCAAAAACUGAAAUGAAUUAAAAAUUAAAUUUCCUCUCAAUUAGUGGUCUGAUUUAAAAGUAAUAGGUCAUUGAACAGGAUACACCUUGGUAUCUUGUUAUAGGGUAUAUGUAAAAAUAAAAAAGAGGCGACUGAACAAGUAAGCAGCUGGAAAAUUGAUCAACUAGCUAUAUUAUUAUUGCUAUAUUGGGUUCACACACCCCUUUCUUAUUACACUGUUACAUCUUUUUGGCGACCAACAAUCUUGUUUGGAAUACAGUUUUAUGUAAUUGAGUCAUUGCAGCCGUUCUGGUGAUUACUGUUUAAUUGCAAAUAAAUAAAUAAAUAAAUAAAUAAAAACAAAACAAAAAAAUAUAUAACACAGGGUGAGGAGAGUUUAGCUAUUACCCGUUUUAGGCCGCGCUGAUAUCCUGUUGCAGUGAAUUAAGUAGUAUUAUUAUAAAACCUUACUAAGCAAUGGCUUCUUCGUCUGGGACCGAUGACGACCUUACCAUACCUAGGGCAGCUAUCAAUAAAAUGAUUAAGGAAACCCUGCCCAAUGUCCGAGUGGCAAACGAUGCCAGAGAACUGGUGGUGAACUGCUGCACUGAAUUCAUUCACCUCAUCUCAUCAGAAGCGAAUGAAAUCUGUAACAAGUCAGAAAAGAAAACCAUUUCUCCAGAGCACGUCAUCCACGCACUUGAGAGCCUGGGGUUUGCAUCUUACAUUACGGAAGUAAAAGACGUUUUGCAAGAGUGUAAAACAGUAGCACUUAAAAGAAGAAAAGCAAGUUCCCGACUGGAAAACCUUGGCAUUCCUGAAGAAGAGCUACUCAGACAGCAACAGGAGCUGUUUGCAAAAGCGCGGCAGCAGCAGGCAGAGUUGGCACAACAGGAAUGGUUACAGAUGCAGCAGGCGGCCCAGCAGGCACAGCUGGCAGCGGCCUCGGCCAGUGCAGCACACCAGGCGGGUUCCUCUCAGGAUGAAGAUGAGGAGGAUGACAUGUAAACCUCACCCGGCCACCAGCGUUGCCAGCCUCUGCAGCAGCUUCUCUCUGCACACAAUCAGAAAAACACGUAGUCAGAUGAAUGCUUACUUUCAUUUCGUAUGCAUCUUGGUGGACUGGGGCGUUAAGAAUGCAGGGACACCUCUGUCUGUCAGUGAAGACCAAACCGUUGUGUUGCUGUUUCCAGCUGUACCAUUCAACUUAAGUUUUUUCUGGGGGGGGGAUUUAAUGUAGGUAAAACCCCGGUGAAGAUGUCUGUGUCACAGAUGAAAGAUAAAGAAGGCCCCUGCAGCAUUUUAUUUAAAAUAACAAAAUCCCAGCUCAGACUGUGUUCUUUUCUGACCGCUAUGGUGACAUGCAUUCACAUAUUUCACACGCUAAGUGCCCACGUAUGAAUACAGUAUUGUCCCCAAUUUACAUUUUUAUUUGCUAGGAAAGUGUUAACACUCCUAGGAGGGAUGAAUGCUAAGAAAAAGUUACUUAUUUUCAAUGUCUUCUUCAUGAGGACCAAUCCCUUUUUAAACCCCAAUAAGAACAGACUGCCCAUUGAAUUAGCUGUCUCCUGUUGCAUUACAGCAUUGAACUGUCAAAAGCUGCAUUUGCAGGUCAUCGGAAGUCAUAAUAUAAAGGCUGAUUCGUAGUUUGUCUUUAGACUAACCAGAAUGUGAAUAUUCUUUAAGGAAUGAACAAGGGAUACUUUUAAUUUGACUUAAGCAAGUCUGGCUUCACUUCUAAUUAUAAAGUUGCAAAACAUAAAUCAUAGGAAGCGUAUGUGUGUGUCUGUAUGCUAACUUGUUGGUUUUGGUUAAUUUUAUCUGCAUUUCUUUCCUUUUUUUAUUUUAUUUUUAUUUUUUUUUAAACAUUCACUGUCACUAUUAGAUAUUAAGCCAGACAGCGUUUAUUUGUGGUUUGUUGGGUUUUCUUUCCUGUUACGACCCAUUUACAUGCGUUUAAAUGCAGAAUCAUAUCGCACAGGGUUUACUCUUUGCCUCUUAGUUACAGGUGAAAAGGUUACCCAAGGAGGUUUACAAAGACACUGAAGGCGACUUUGCUGUCUGUUUUGUAAAGCUCUCAAAUUAAAUUGAGUUUCCUCUCGAUAUUAAGUCAAAUUUAGGAGAAGGAGGAGGAGGUUAAACCCAGUGCUUUUUUCACAGUACAGUAUUGCAGUUCAUAAAUGACUGCUAAUGCAAAGUAAAGCCUAAGAGCAAUAGGAAUUACUUUCAACCCAGCCUUGUAGUACCAAAGGAAGAAUUACCCUAGCAAUGGAAAUGUGUCUGCAAAGGUAAAUGUAAGUGUAAGCUAUUCUGGUUUGUGAUUGGUAAACAUGUAUAAAAUAAAUAAAUAAGGUGUUUUGUAUUGUAAAAAAAGAUUUAGUAACUUUCACCUCAUUCAGUUGUUCUUGGUACCCAAGGAUGACAAUUAUUUUCAGGAGAAACAUGUAACGCUGCAUUGUGAAUGUACGGUGAAAUAUUAAAGUGAUUUUGUUGUGACUUCUCAUGGCAGUACCUGUGCUCAUGCUUUUUCACAAGCUGUAUUCUCUGAGCAAUAAAAUUCUGACAUGUUUUAUACAA